Penicillium angulare is the source of this 246-nucleotide messenger RNA. RefSeq lists its product as uncharacterized. The record is from RefSeq and is a predicted model, not a curated record. The transcript has 2 exons. Lineage: Eukaryota; Fungi; Ascomycota; Eurotiomycetes; Eurotiales; Aspergillaceae. The coding region runs from base 1 to 246 and encodes 81 amino acids.
AUGAGUGACAAACUCGGACUUCCAUGGCUCAAGGGCACACCCUUGGUUUCGACCAUCACCUCUGUUUGUGCCUCAGCUUUUCUGUUAUUUGGAUAUGAUCAAGGUGUCAUGUCUGGUGUCGUCAUUUCAUCAUAUUGGCUAAAAGCAAUGGGUAACCCUAGUACGAUUAUGGUGAGCACUAUUACUGCUCUCUAUGACGUGGGAGCCGUUUUCGGAGCUAUACUGGCUGCAUUCACCGCGGAGUGA